GGGGCGGGCGGCGGUUAGCAUGGCGGCUGCCGCGGGGCCGGGACCGGGGCCGGGAGAGGGGCCUGGGGCCGGGGCCGACCCGCCGGGCGCCUGCCCCGGCGCGGACAGCGGGAACGUCUCCCACAGCCACAGCAGCGCUUCCGGCCUGGGGGAGCCGGAGGACGAGGAUGCCUCGGAGGCGUCGCUGAGCGCCACGGCCGCCGCCUACUCCGCGUACCUGCUCGCUGACCGCAGCCUCUUCAGCGAGCAGAUAGAAAGCUUAGACAAGAGUUUAGAAGAUUUGCUGACCAGAGUGGAUGAAUUCGUGGGAAUGCUGGACAUGAUUCGAAGUGAUUCCUCUCAAGUUGUCAAUGAAAGUAUACCUCAAAUUUACACAAAAGCUACAGAAAUGAGACACAUAUACAGGAGGAUUGACAAACUAGAGGCUUUUGUGAAGAUGAUUGGGAAUUGCGUAGCUGGACUGGAAGAACGGGUCGUAAAGGCAGAAACAGACCUUGGAGCUUUUCCAAGCACAUUCAAGAAAAUCUUGCACACAAUCAGCAUACCAUCCUUGCUUAAUAAAUCCUCUUCCUCACGACAACAGACGCUUUAUGAACCUCCAGUCCUCUUCAAGACUGAAGACUAUUUUCCAUGUCUUAACGAAGCACCUUAUUGAUGACUUUUGCUUUGGGAUUGUUACGAAACAGCCAAGUGAACAAAAGAAAUGCUAACCUCAAAACGGCUGCAUUUCUGAACGUUACUGAUGGCAUAUUGCCAUUCUGAUUCUCAUUGCCUUCCUUCAGGCAGUAUUUUCAGGUAAUCUUUAUUUGUGUAUGUUGUUUCAAACGUCUUCCUAAAACACAGUAUAAAUUUUUAGAUUAUAUUGGGAAAGGAACUUAAGAGUACUUCUGCAUUAGAUUUUUUUUUUAUUUUUUUUUUUACAUAGGGAAAUAAUAGGAAAUGUACUUCUAUGUGUUAAAAGAUGUAUAUAUAAAUAUCUGUGCUGCUGCAAGUGUAAAUAGCUAUACCACAAGGAUGUGUUUAUUGUUUUUUUCCUAAUGUACUGAUUGAGAUGAAAGAAAAACUAUGCAUAAAAUCUACUCCAAUUUCUGGAACCUGGUCCCUGCAGUUUGCAGAGAAAUGCACUGUGUUGGGAUGUACAAGUUGCAAGGGGAGGACUUGGAAGAUGGGCAAGGAGUCAAGGGCAUGGCUUGAUGCACAUGAUCUAGUCCCAGUUCACAAAGCAAACUUCCUGCCCCCACUGAUGGUCAUCAGGUCACAGUGACCCGAGCGUUGUUUUGUUUCAUGUGUAACCAGGUGGACAUUUAUAUAUAUAUAUGUAUAUAUAAUGUGGCAUCAAAAAUAAAAAAUGUCUCAGUUGAAACAGGGAUGUCCCUGGAUCAGGUGCCUGACCAGACUUUUCUGCUUUUCCCUCACAACCCUCCAUGUGGUUCAUAUGGUUACUGGGACUCCCUGCGCUGAUUGCAGCGUGUGUAUAUCAUCAAUAAACUAAUAUUAGCUAUUUAA
This is a messenger RNA of Falco peregrinus (peregrine falcon), 1506 nucleotides long. RefSeq names its product biogenesis of lysosomal organelles complex 1 subunit 4 (gene BLOC1S4). Lineage: Eukaryota; Metazoa; Chordata; Aves; Falconiformes; Falconidae. The record is from RefSeq and is a predicted model, not a curated record. Gene Ontology annotation, cellular component: BLOC-1 complex. The transcript has 5 exons. Bases 20 to 655 code for a protein of 211 amino acids.